AUGAGAGAAAAAAUAUCUGAGUUUGAGUCAAAGUUUGGAAUGAUUCAAGCCUUUGGUUGUGUUGAUGGCACUCACAUUCCCAUUGUUUGUCCAACUAUUCAUUCUCAAGAUUAUUUUUGUUACAAACAAUACUAUUCAUUACAGGUUCAAGCAGUUUGUGAUUACAAAGGCAGUUUUUUGGAUGUUGAAUGUAUGUGGCCUGGUAGUGUGCAUGACGCUAAAGUCUUUUCAAACUCUUCUAUUAAUACUAAUUUGAGAAGUUCAAGACUUCCAGGAACCUUUCAAACUAUUACUAAGAACAAAAUAAAAGUUCCAUGCUACCUAAUUGGAGAUCCUGCAUAUCCACUACUUCCACAUUGUAUGAAAGAAUAUAGUACAUGCAAGAAAAAUGAUGAAGUCAUUUUUAACAGUAUGUUGAGGACUGCACGCAACCCUAUAGAAUGUGCUUUUGGUCGACUUAAAGCACGUUGGAAAAUUUUGACCAAAAAAAUGGAUUUAAAACUUGAAAAAAUUCCAACAGUAAUUUAUGCAUGUUUUAUUUUACAUAACUUUUGUGAACGACACAGUAUCUGCAUUGAUGAAGAGUUAGUAAAAAUACAAGUUGAGGUAAUAAAUGAAAAUGAAAAAAAUUUUAGAAAUUUACCAGAUCCAAUUUUUUCUUGUAUUGACGGUGAAGGUGAAGUUAUUCGCAAAGCAUUAACUGAGUACAUUAGUGAAAAUUAUGUUCAAAAGCAAACUGUUUACACAAAAUAA
Messenger RNA from Hydra vulgaris (swiftwater hydra), 753 nucleotides. RefSeq lists its product as uncharacterized. NCBI's taxonomy places the organism in Eukaryota, Metazoa, Cnidaria, Hydrozoa, Anthoathecata, Hydridae. The record is from RefSeq and is a predicted model, not a curated record.